Carassius carassius (crucian carp) is the source of this 1875-nucleotide messenger RNA. RefSeq names its product amine oxidase [flavin-containing]. Gene Ontology annotation, molecular function: oxidoreductase activity. NCBI's taxonomy places the organism in Eukaryota, Metazoa, Chordata, Actinopteri, Cypriniformes, Cyprinidae. Bases 179 to 1753 code for a protein of 524 amino acids. The record is from RefSeq and is a predicted model, not a curated record. The transcript is spliced from 12 exons.
UUAGUCCAACCCUUUAUCAGAGCGAAGUGCCAAGUUCAUAGAUGGCAGCAACAAGUGUGCAUAAUAAAGACGAACUUUCAACCCUCUUGUCUUUACAGUUUCUCUGCAGGACAGUCGAGGUAUUCUAUUAGCCUGUACAACAGAUUUCAUCGCGUUAUUUGUUCAAACCGCUACAGGAAUGAAUGAGGAUCAGUUUGACGUAGUUGUAGUCGGCGCGGGACUUUCCGGCCUCAGCGCAGCUCGCAGGCUGCAAAAGAGAAACCCUCAACUCAGCGUCCUGGUUCUGGAGGCCAGAGACCGUGUCGGAGGACGUACUGUAAGUAAACAAUUGCCAGCUGCGAAUGGCGUUGACCAGUGGGACAUGGGGGGACAGUGGGUGUCCAGCUCGCAGACCCAUGUCAUGGAACUUAUUCGAGAGCUUGGUUUGGAGGUCUUCCCACAAUACACUGAGGGCAAGAAGGUGCAUCACGUGGGUGGUCCGCAUGCCAAAAUCAAAACGUACACCUCUAGCAUGCCGUCAUACUCCCCACUGGCCCUGCUGGACUUCACCCAGGUUCUGUGGCGGAUUAACCAUCUUACUCAGACCAUAUCAGUUGAAGACCCAAUGAGUUCUCCUAAUGCUGAGCUGUAUGAUGGCAUGACGCUUCACACCUUCAUGGAAAAAUACAUCUGGACCACACAGGUGAAAGAGGAGCUGGCUUUGUGUAGCCGUAUCGUUUUUGGCUUGGAACCCUCUCAGAUCUCCUUCCUGUAUUUUCUGAUGUACUCCGCUGCAGCAGGGGGCACCCUACGACUCCUGGAGACCACACCUGGCUCGGGUCAGGAGUUCAGGGUCAAGGGGGGCACUCAGCAGCUGUCAGAGAAGCUAGUGGAGCAGAUCGGCAAAGAACGGGUUCGGCUUGGCGCCGCCGUAAUGACCAUAUGUCAGAAUUCAGAGAACAUAAAAGUUACAACUUCUGCAGACACAGUCUUUUGUAAAGCUGUCAUUGUUGCGUGUCCUUCUCACUUGGCAGCCAAGAUCCUUUACGAGCCUGCCCUGCCAGUGGAGCGUCAGCGCCUCACCCAGUGCCUGCCCAUUGGCCACAUGACAAAGUUUAUCGUCACUUACCCCACUGCCUUUUGGAAGCAGAGAGGUUUCUCGGGGGAAAUCGUGGUGCGUCCCUCUGAGGACUGUCCUUUAAGUGUCACAUUUGAUGCCACCAGCCCCAGAGGCAGUCCUGCGCUGGUGGGGUUCAUCACUGGAGUACAGGCCCAUGACUGGUGCGACAGAAAGAUGGAGGAGAGAAGAGAUGCUGUGAUCUCCAGCCUGGUGAAGUACCUUGGUCCGGAGGCGUCCACCUACAUUCACUACGAAGAAAAGGACUGGGCAAAAGAAGAGUGGAGUGGAGGCUGUCCUGUGAAUGUAAUGACCCCUGGGAUGCUAACAUAUUACCACCCAAGUCUUCGAAAGCCCUUCGGCAGGAUUAAUUGGGCCGGCACAGAGACGGCCACCCAAUGGUGUGGAUACAUUAAUGGAGCCAUUCAGGCCGGUCAGCGGGCAGCUAUGGAGGUCCUGGCUCAGAUGUGUCCUUCUUCUCUGUCCCAGGAGGAACUGGACGCAGUGCGAGCUUCCCUGAAACACAGUGACCCAAGAAAGGAUUCAAAGUGUUCAUCGUCUAAGUGUUAUUACCUCUUUGGGGUGGUAAUGACAGCGGCUGCUCUGGUGACAGCCUACCUUUUGGCCAAACCAGAACUGGGAUUUGAAUGGUUUUAAAAUAAUUAUUAGCAGCACUUAGCCAUUGUGCCUUAAAAUGCACAGCUAAAAUAACAGUAAUUUACAGAUUCAUGUCAACCUGACACAUUUUACAUUUACUUACAAUGCAUUUCUGAAUGAAA